GUUCUCGCAAAUUGCCUCGUGUUGCGAGCGUAUUAGCUCGCGCGGACAGCUAGGUUGUGCACGCGUGAGGUCCCAGCCUCGCUGAUACUUUGCUACGCCGCGCGCUGCGCUGGAGAAUCGCUUGCGAGGACGUUAGAUCGAUUACCUUCCGAGGCUGCGCGCAGCCUCUUUGCCGGGCGCGCGGCGAGCUACGACUGCCUAGCGCCACCAGAAGGAAGUAUGCCCAAGUCUCUCGGCUCGGCGCGCAAGGCGCGGAAGGCCCGCCGCGGCUUUCCCUUCCGCUCGAUCAUGAACGCGGCCGAAGCCGUCUGUGCGUGCGACGCCUGCCGCGGGCGGUUGACGACGGUUCGCCUGGAGACGCGUGGCGGGCGCGCGUCGCCGUCAUCCAUUGCCACGACGGCUCUGUCGCCGGCGGUGCAUGGCCCCGUGCGCAUCGUGGUCGUCAUCAACGACGAGGGCGUCGAACAAGCUUUUGGCCUGAGGAACUUUCGGAUCUCAGGCCUUUCGCCGACGGACGGCUACGCCACGGAAGACGACCUCUCCUGCGCGAUCCUCUCGGCGCUCUCGCGCCCGCUCCCCGCGCCGGCCAUCAACGCGUUCCUCCGCCUCCCGGCGCCGACGCGCGCCGAGUUCCUCGAAGGGCGCGGCCUCGACGAAGACCUGGCGCUGGACGAGCUCUGCCAGCUCGGUCUCAAGGACCUGCUGCCGCCCACGCGCGAGGCGCGCGUCGAGAGUUUUGAAGAUGAUUGCCUGUUCAUGACGAUCGCGUACCUGUGAAUCAGUGUAAGAAUGACAAGAAGAGUGAUU
Messenger RNA from Pelagomonas calceolata, 807 nucleotides. Lineage: Eukaryota; Pelagophyceae; Pelagomonadales; Pelagomonadaceae. The record is from the annotation of a GenBank genome assembly.